Messenger RNA from Puma concolor (puma), 766 nucleotides. Lineage: Eukaryota; Metazoa; Chordata; Mammalia; Carnivora; Felidae. The record is from RefSeq and is a predicted model, not a curated record.
CAAGAUGGUGGCGCGCAGGAGGAAGCGUGGGGCGCAGGGCUCCGAGCAGGGGAUUCCGAGCCCGCCCGGGUAUUCAGCCAUCCCGAUCAAGUUCUCGGAAAAGCAGCAGGCUUCUCACUACCUCUAUGUGAGAGAACACAGAGUUCGAGAAGGCACCAAGUCUUCCUGGCCUCAGAAGCGGACCCUUUUUGUCCUCAACGUGCCCCCAUACUGCACAGAGGAGUGCCUGGCCCGCCUCCUCUCUCCCUGCGGCCCCGUCCAGUCUGUGGAGUUACAGGAGAAGCCGGACCUUGCUGACCGCUCAGAGGAACCAAAGUCCAAGUUUUUUCACCCCACGCCCGUUCGGGGGUUCCAGGUAGCCUACGUGGUGUUCCAGAAGCCAGGUGGGGUGUCGGCUGCCUUAGCCCUGAAGGGCCCUUUGCUGGUCUCGACAGACAGUCACCCUGUGAAGAGCGGCGUUCACAGUCAGUACCGCGGCGAUGUCGGGCACCUCCGUCCCGGGCCCUGGCUGCCCGGGGGCCUGGGGGAGAGGGUGCUGGCCCUGGCCCUGGCCCCGGCCUCGGCAGGGGGACGAGCUCUGCAGCAGGUGUCUGAGUGCUGCAGCGGGGAGUGUUUGGGAGAGGUGCCCCGGGGGCUCCUGACACCCCCAAAGCCACCUUCCUUCACCUUGGGUCUGUGGGAUCUAGCCCAGCUGCGCAAGAAGUUUGAGGAGGACAAGCAGAGGAUUGAACUGAUGCGGGCCCAGCGCAAAUUCCGACCCUACUGA